AUGUGGGGUAUAUGGAGUUAUGGGGCCGGCUGCACUCUUGUUGGUAGGGCGUGCAGCACCGACACUCCAUUAAAAGGCUUGAAGUGGUGUAAUGAGUCUGCAACAACACAAACAUGUGUGUACGACCGUACAUCCGUGGGGUUUUGCAAUAUUGGUUUCGUGGGGAAAGAACUACCUCCUUAUUUUCAGUAUUUUUUAGGCAAUUCAUCACUUGGUGGGCUGGUGCCGCUGAGAGACUAUUGCCCUAUUGUAGUGCAUUACGUUGACCGUCAUUGUCAUGAUCCUUCUCUGCCUAGCAAGGAUGAUGCGAUCUACGGUUUAUAUUACAGACCACAGAGUCGUUGCGUUCCUACCCGCAAUACGGUGCACUUUGGAUACCACACCAACAGUGCUUCCUCGCGUUACCUACGGGUAUGCUGCCGUUGGGGAACACAUAUAAAGGUUCUUGUGGGCAACCUUUGGAUUUCAUGCCUAUCAAAUUGGCAGUGCCGCAGUGAUUUUCAUUUCACCCUCCAACAACUCCGGUGGAGGGAUAUCCUGCGAACGCGCAGAAUUGGUUUGUUCACCAGAAACAUUUUGUAA
This is a messenger RNA of Trypanosoma rangeli, 582 nucleotides long. RefSeq names its product surface protease GP63. Gene Ontology annotation, cellular component: membrane. Gene Ontology annotation, biological process: proteolysis; cell adhesion. The record is from RefSeq and is a predicted model, not a curated record. The transcript has a single exon. NCBI's taxonomy places the organism in Eukaryota, Euglenozoa, Kinetoplastea, Trypanosomatida, Trypanosomatidae. Gene Ontology annotation, molecular function: metalloendopeptidase activity. The coding region runs from base 1 to 582 and encodes 193 amino acids.